UGACAUUUACUUCCCAUAUCUAGAAAAAGUGUUUACCUUUCAUUGGUCCACCUGCAAACGCUAAACAAAAACCACCAGCCAACUCUUCAAUUUAUAGGUUUUCUCACCUAGUAAAAAAAAAAACCAAAACCCAGAUCGAAUUCUGGAGCAAGCAACAACUUCAUAACAUGGUUAAGUGUUUCAGCUUCACUGCAACGCGGGAUUCGUGCUUCCGCUACAGCUUCUCCAACGCCGGUCUCCGUUCAUCGACGACGGACCUCGGCGACGGCACCGUCAUGCACGCGUGGGUCCCGAAAUCCCAUUCCCAAUCGAAGCCGACUUUAGUCCUCAUCCACGGCUUUGGCGCCAAUGCGAUGUGGCAAUGGAACGACUUCGUUUCGCCUCUCAUCUCCCGCUUCAACGUCUAUGUCCCGGACCUCCUCUUCUUCGGAGACUCCUACACGACCCGACCCGAAAGGACGGAGCAAUUCCAGGCCCAGUGCGUGAUCCGGGUCAUGGAGGCCCUUGGGGUUGUCACUGCAAUGAACGUUGUCGGGAUCAGUUAUGGCGGGUUUGUGGGUUAUAGUAUGGCGGCGCAGUUUAAAGAGAGGAUUGAGAAGUUGGUGCUAUGCUGCGCUGGGGUGUGUUUGGAAGAGAAAGAUAUGGAAGAAGGAAUGUUUAAAGUGAAGAGCGUGGAUGAAGCUGUUGAUAUUUUAUUGCCACAAAAGCCAGGUAAGCUUAGAGAGUUGAUGAAGAUUUCGUUUUACAAGCCUACUCAAAGACUUCCCUCUUGCUUUCUAAAGGAUUUCAUCCAUGUGAUGUGUACAGAGUACUUUGAAGAGAGAAAAGAAUUGAUCCUAGCACUACACAAGGACAGAAAAUUGUCAGAUCUUCCGAAUAUAACCCAGCCAACAGUAAUAAUCUGGGGAGAGCACGACCAAAUAUUCCCUUUGGAAUUGGGAUACAGAUUGAAAAGGCAUCUGGGAGACAAUGCAGAACUAGUGAUCAUAAAGAAUGCAGGUCAUGCCCUCAAUGUAGAGAAACCCAAAAAGCUAUACAAGCACUUGAAAUCUGCUCUUAUUGAUCCGAUCUUUCCGGCUAAACCGGGACACUAUAGCAAUGGCAGCACAACAGGUUGAAAGGUAUGCAAAAAACUAAAUUCAGCAAUUGCUGGUGUCUUAAAAUUUCCUUCAUUUAGAGAUGUGUUUAAUGUAGGAAACAAACUUAUAAAGUCCAGUAUUACUUGGGCUUUU
Molecule: messenger RNA, 1232 nt
Organism: Hibiscus syriacus
Lineage: Eukaryota; Viridiplantae; Streptophyta; Magnoliopsida; Malvales; Malvaceae
Exons: 5
Coding region: 168-1118 (316 amino acids)
Molecular function (GO): catalytic activity
Source: RefSeq, a predicted model, not a curated record